Messenger RNA from Ylistrum balloti, 1575 nucleotides. RefSeq lists its product as uncharacterized. Gene Ontology annotation, biological process: positive regulation of DNA-templated transcription. Bases 1 to 1575 code for a protein of 524 amino acids. Gene Ontology annotation, molecular function: zinc ion binding; ubiquitin-protein transferase activity. Gene Ontology annotation, cellular component: chromatin; nucleoplasm. The transcript has a single exon. The record is from RefSeq and is a predicted model, not a curated record. Lineage: Eukaryota; Metazoa; Mollusca; Bivalvia; Pectinida; Pectinidae.
AUGUCUCAAGUUCCUAGCUCUGCUGGACGUCCAACCUCGGAGGGAAUACAAUUCCGUCAAAUUGCCGCACCAAUCCCCUCUCAUGGAGUGUUCCAAGAACGACCCUGUCCAAACCACCCGGAGAAAUGGCUUGUGAUGGUGUGCACCACCUGUCGGGACAGUUUCGUCUGUCUCGCGUGUAUCCAUUCGUCCCACGUUGGACACAUGUUCGUGGAAGUAGAAGAAUACCUUGUUCUCAAGCGACAUCUUUUUUCAAGAUUAAAACAAGUUUCGGACACUAAACUCACAACACUGAAACAGCGACUACAAAAAGUGAGAGACACUAAGAAGGAAAGUAAACAAAACGUUACCGAAUUGACAGAUUAUAUAAAGAGUAGGACAGAAGAGAUGAAACAGAAAAUUGAUGAAAUCUGUAAUGAUUACACGACGCAGUGUCGUAAUAUCGGUCAGAAAAACGACGAUUUGCUCGGACAUGUCGAAGACCGGAUGCAACGACAUUUCGAUGAUUUGUCCGAAGCAGCAGACCGAUGUAAAGAGGUGCUAGAGAAAGAAAAAUAUCAAAAUCUUUUGCACACAGAGAAAAAUCUGAAGCAGCAAAAUAGUCGACCAUAUGACCUUUUCCCAAACUUGCAAAAAGUGGGAAUAGUAAUGUCUGACAAAAUGACAAGGAUGAUGACACAGUUUGGCUAUAUGGACACUCCUAUCUGGAAACCAGACGAGGAGGGACCAGGAAAGGACGAAUGGGGACCAGAUGCGGUAAAAGAUCCCGAGGCGUACCAAGUUCAGGUACUCAGCAGCUUUAAGAUGCGAUCCGAAAGACAGGUGCUCUCGGUCUGUCCUAUCGAUAAUACGUCCGCUUGGUUAAUUUGUACGGGAAGCAGCGAAGCUUCACUCACUACAAAAAAAGGUGACAUCACUGUACACAUGCGUGUCAAGCCAGGCGUGAAGCUAAACGAUGUCGUCUGCUCAGCAGAUCGAAGCAACGUUUAUUGCUGUGCCCAGUCAUCAGUCAGAUGCAUUCUUCCAGACGGGAAGUAUAAAGUUCUGUUUCGAACCGACGAUUACGCCAGCAGUCUUUGUGAGGGGAAAAAUGGCGGCAUCAUUGUCUGUCAUGACGAUAAAGGCAAAAUGGUGGAGUAUAACGGACACGGUGAUGUCAUCAAGGUCAUUACAGAGGAUCUGGAUGGCUGGAAACUAUUUUCCUGGCCAAGAAGAGUACGUGUGAACCGGAAAAACGGAGACAUGGCUGUCAUUGAGGAAACCACACCAAGACAUGUUGCUGUGAUGGACAGCAACAUGGACGAACUGUGCAGAUUUCAGGGAAUUCAGGAUUCUAAAAAUGGCGACCAGCAAGAUUUUCUACCACGUGAUAUCUGUUUUGACCGGAACAAUGACAUCCUUAUCGCGGAUUAUGGUCAUGGUUCAGUGAUCGUAAUAGACAGGGAUGGACGACUUGUACGGACCAUAUGGAGGGAUGAGAUGCCACCCACGAGUCUGGGACUUCAACCAAACGGAGACCUGUGGGUAGGCUUCUUGGAUGGGCAAGUCAAGGUCUUCAGAUACAUUGAACAUUGA